GAACUGUCACAACAGUUAACAUUAAAAUCACAAUAUAUAUUCAAUGAACCAACACAACUAUAAAAGCAACUUGUAAGUUAUACCAAAGGACAAGCCCCAGUCAAAGGCCCAGCUCCAAAGCUAUAACCAUAUGCCCUCCGCAAGCAGUAUUCAAGCACGGCGUUCAACAUGUCCUCUGGCUCAUCCAAUAUUGAUCCCAGCGAAUUUAACGAGCCCACUGUCGAUGUUUUGGAGUCGCCCAUUCGUGUAUCGCAUAUAGCGCAAGAUCCUGAAACUGAAUUGCAGAGAACAUCGUCGCGGUCGUCCCAUCAGCGGGGCUCCAAUGGACAUGGGCGUAGGUUACGGCAGCGCGUGGUGGCGCCACCUAUUGGCAAUCAGUGUCGCAUCUGGAUAUACCAGCCAAUGUAUGAGCCACAUCCGAAUAGACAUGCCCUGAAUCGCAUUAUAUUCUCAAUAGCACGAGCACUACGCACACGACGCUCGGUGCCGGCUCAGCCGGGCCAGCGUCCAGGCGUUAUAUACAGACGGAAUGCGGACAUGAUAACAAUAGAUGUUGAGAGGGACAUGGAGAGAGAGUUUUAUUCAAGAUCCAGACGCAUAUAUGCUAACAACAGGAACACUUGAAUUUAGGCUUGCAUAGAAGGCAGUUAUGCAAAGAAAAAAUUAAUAAUUGGACAGUAUAUCAAGUAAUCAAAUUUCAAUAAGCAGCCAUUUCGGGGGGUUUCAUAUGUCAAGGUCGAUAUCAUAUAGCUCAAUCUUUUCGUGGUUGCGUUGCAGUAUGCGUUUGCCCAUCGUCUGCAGUAUCGCUUUGUUAUCGCUUUCGUAUCUUCCAACGAACAGAAUAUGGCUGAAAAUUGUGUUAGUUCGGGGAGACGGAAAAUGCGCGGCAUCUGGGACGUAGGAGCACAUAUGCCUGGGACAUGGAAAGGCCUGUCGAAGAUAUAUAUAUAUAUAUAUUUUUAUAAUUAAUGCAUAAACAUUUCUGUGUUUAAAGAUUAUGUUGUUGAGUGCUUGGCGUGCGCAUCGUCAAUGAACUUAAAAAGGCGAUACCAGCAUCUUUUCAUUUCUGUCUAUUGCAAAAAUAAUUGAUUAAAGCACUCUGAAAUAUUUGACGGCA
Messenger RNA from Drosophila virilis, 1117 nucleotides. RefSeq lists its product as uncharacterized. The record is from RefSeq and is a predicted model, not a curated record. Lineage: Eukaryota; Metazoa; Arthropoda; Insecta; Diptera; Drosophilidae.